Cercopithifilaria johnstoni is the source of this 585-nucleotide messenger RNA. The record is from the annotation of a GenBank genome assembly. Lineage: Eukaryota; Metazoa; Nematoda; Chromadorea; Rhabditida; Onchocercidae.
AUGAAUUCAUUGGUAUCUGGACCUUGUUUUCCGUUUGAAUUUUUGCAUGCUGAAAUAAUACAAUAUGAAAAACAACGAGAGGCGGAACAAAUAGAGAAACGAAAGAAUUGGAUUGAGCAAAUGCGGGACAAUCCGCAAGUGGAAGUGUCAUUACUGGAUGAACAAUUGAAGUCGGUGAAACAAGUCUUCAUUCAGGGAAAUGCUGAGACACGUUUGGAAGCUCUUGGGUAUCGCGUUGGUUUCGUGCUUGUUGAAAAAAUUGCUAAAGAUUUACCUAGGAUGAUCACUGAAUUGGAAAAGAUGAAAUUUCUUUGCAAAGAAUUUUGGACUGCUGUAUUUGGCAGACAGGUGGACAAUUUGCGUACUAAUCACCAGGGAGUUUACGUUGUACAGGACAACAAAUUUUUCAUCUUAAAUUUUGCGGAAGGGAAACAACAUGUGGAAAAAUGUGCUAUCUAUUUAGCUUUUCCAUGUGGUAUUGUAAGAGGUGCACUAUAUAAUCUUGGUAUCACUACGUUAGUUACAUCAUCGGUGGAAAAUAUGCCAGCUGUGAAAUUUCAUGUACAUAUGCAACAGAAGAGUUAA